ACUCAGAAGAUGAAUCUCUUCCAGUCAAUAACGAGUGCCUUGGAUAACACUUUAGCCAAAGAUCCCACUGCAGUAAUAUUUGGUGAAGAUGUAGCCUUUGGUGGAGUCUUCAGGUGUACGGUUGGUUUGCGAGACAAAUAUGGUAAAGACAGAGUUUUCAACACUCCUUUGUGUGAGCAAGGAAUUGUUGGGUUUGGGAUUGGAGUUGCUGUUGCAGGUGCUACGGCUAUUGCAGAAAUUCAGUUUGCUGAUUACAUUUUUCCAGCAUUUGAUCAGAUUGUUAACGAAGCAGCAAAAUAUCGUUACCGCUCCGGAGAUUUGUUCAACUGCGGCAGUCUCACCAUCCGAGCCCCCUGGGGCUGCGUGGGCCACGGAGCCCUCUAUCACUCUCAAAGUCCUGAAGCUUUUUUUGCUCACUGUCCAGGAAUAAAGGUAAUAGUCACUCUUAAUUUGUUUUGA
Tinamus guttatus (white-throated tinamou) is the source of this 459-nucleotide messenger RNA. The record is from RefSeq and is a predicted model, not a curated record. NCBI's taxonomy places the organism in Eukaryota, Metazoa, Chordata, Aves, Tinamiformes, Tinamidae.